This is a messenger RNA of Monopterus albus (swamp eel), 3110 nucleotides long. RefSeq lists its product as uncharacterized. Bases 615 to 2489 code for a protein of 624 amino acids. The transcript is spliced from 7 exons. Lineage: Eukaryota; Metazoa; Chordata; Actinopteri; Synbranchiformes; Synbranchidae. The record is from RefSeq and is a predicted model, not a curated record.
AUUGAAAAUAGUUGGGAACAGAAAAGGGAGCCAAUGAAAACCACGAAAAACCCACCAGGGUCAAUCUGUAGUGAGGACGUUUUAGUCUCCACUGUGUUCAGAAUGUGUCAAACUGCAUAAAAAUAUUUGAAAAAGUCCACAACUGAAACAUAAACUGAAGAAAGAGCGGGGCACUUGUUAAUAUUAAUGGCGGCCGCGCCUUCCUUGGAAUGAAGUAGUUGUCCAGCAAACUUAAUAGAUUUUCAAAAUCCAACCGCCAAAAAAAAAACGGAAGAAGAAGAAGUAGAACUUUUUUUUCCAAUAUGGCGGUUAUUGGCUGUUGUUAACAUCCAUGAUUUUCAACAGGGGAACAGAGUUCGACGCUUUUCAGUCACAGACGCGAUUGGAAGAAGAAACCGGCGAGGAAGAGGAACAGAAAGAGUUGAUGCAUUAUUCCCCGGGCCAAGAAUGUCGAGAACCCGCCAGUGGAUAACGCCGACUUUUAGCUAAGCUAACUAUAAAUGAAUGUCACUUUCGCCUUUUUCCCGUUAGGGGUCGCCACAGCGAAUCUACACUUAGCCAAUUUGCAUAUUAACGCCACCACCGCUAAGGACAGAAAUAACCCAUAGUCGAGCAUGACUUCUCAGCAGCAGCAUGUCCAGCCCUUCAUCACCCAGAAAGUGCAGUUAAUUUACAAACUGUUCGUGUUGGAAAAUGCCCGGAAUAAAUUUGAACAAGAGCUUCGCUACUUCACUGUCGAGGCCUAUGAAGAAGUCCAAGGGUUCUUUAACUCGUCUGUUCCCACCGCUGUGUUCAGCGAUCUUGCAAAUGCUCUGGAUGUGAAAUGUCAAACUAUCGACAAGCUCUCAGCUUUAUUAAAGGACCUCACCAUUGUGCCACAAGAUUGUGACCAGCCUACUGUCAUAAAUGAAAAGAGAACAAAGCAGCUGCAGCCACUCAGAGACAAAGGAAUCCUGAUGACAGAUGUUCUCAAGUUUGGGCCCAUGGUGCAGAGCAUGUUCAUGGCAAACUCCAUAACAAAAGCAGUCCAGGUGCUUGGAGCCACACUGUCCCUUCAGCAGGUGAAACAUUUUCUCAUCUCCCAUCCUACAGCAGUCCAGGAGGAUGACAUUGUUUGCAGCGUCUCAUCCAGCUGCAACAGUGCCGUUCAGACUAUGAGCUUGUCCUGUCAUUUAAAGGCUGAAGAAAAAGAACAAGCUGUUAUUUUUGAAGAGAAAUGCCAGCCAGAAGUUGUGAUUCUGCCACCUGCCAUUACUGAAAGUCCCAAGGUUAAUACAGAGAGGCCACCAUCACUGUUACCUCCCAUACAAGCUCUAUUACCAGAGAUCAGUAACCCAAAACCCAUGGAAAUAACACCAAUAAUUAGUUGGGGAUGGGAGGAUGAUGUCCAGUACCAAAAACAAACAUCCUCUCAUCUGCUGCACUUCCUCAGAGCCAAAGCUAAAAACAUGGGUGCACUGGAGAUCACUGUCAUAGAGUGGAGAAGAAAUGGAGACACUUCAGGUUCACCACAGCCAACGUCACCAACUACCCAAACACAAGGUUACGAAUUCAGAGAUACCACUACCGAUGAGCUGAUCACAGCUCUAGAUCCAAAAAUGCGGUGUGCAGACAGUGACAGUCAAGCCCCAGUCUUCAGAGUAAAACGAGUGGAACCAAGUGGCUCUAUGACCUACACUUGUGUGAUUGCAACAAAGACUGAACUGUGGGAUAUUGGAGACAUCAUCACUGAAGUCAGACAGGGGGACUCUGAUGACGGCAUCUUGAAAAAAAAGGACUGCAGAAAUAUAAUGGCUCAGAUGGAGAACUCCUGUGUGAAUGGUCAGCAGAAAACCCAGUCUCUUCAAAGCACAGAUCCUGAAAAACAGAACAGUUCUGCUGGCGCAAAAACACCAAUGAUGAACGGUAUUGCCAUUCCUGAGUUCCAGAGCCAGAGGUUUGAUGAGACUGAAGUUGUGGUAUCUUAUAUUGUCAGCCCAGGCAACUUCUACAUUCAGCACGCAGACUGCAUUGCGAAGCUGCAGGCCCUCGACACAGACAGCUGGAAAGCCAGCAGUUCCAAUGCCUUGCAGAACUGUAUUCCAGACAUUGGAACCCAAGUAUUGGGUUGGUUCCCGAAGCAAGAACAAUGGUGCAGGGCUCAGGUGACGAAGAUAUGUGGAGUAAGUAGAGCUAAUGAUGCUGAGAGUGAGGCAUCUAUCAAGGUGGAAGUGAAGAGGCUGGACUAUGGUGAUACUGCCUGCCUGUCGCUGUCAUAUAUCAAGGAGCUGACCCCAGACGUGGCCGCCCUUCCUCUUCAAGCUUUGCAGGUCUCGCUGGCAAGUGUGACGCCUGUGAAUGGGAGCAAUUGGUCUGAGGAAGCAGUCGGGUGGUUCAAAGAUAUGGUGCACAACAGGAUGCUCUAUGCCAGACUUUACCCACAGGGGCCCAAAGUUACAGUUGAGCUGUUCUUGGAGAAGGGAAAGCUCGGAGCUAUGAGACACGGUUGAUAGAAGACAACAGGAAUCUGACUGGAGGAAAUACCUUAUCUCCUGCUAUACUCAAAGAAAGAAGUAACUCUUACUGAGGUUUACAUCUUUUGCAAGGGAGCCCUGGCAGAACAGCAGCAUUAAACAAUGAGACAUAAUUAUUCUUAAGUGAGAGCUUGAAAUUUAUCAGACUUUUAUUGACCAUCUAUGACCCAGUAAUAGGCUUUUAGUAAAGGCUACACUUUAACAGACUGUUAUGUUUGGCACUUUUCAGUACAAGGAAAUUCAAGGAUAUUUAAUUAAUUUGCACAGUAAUAUCUAUAAAACUAUCUAGUGGGUGUGAGUGUAAACGUCAUUUCUGUUUUGGUCUUUUGGGUUUAUAAAUUACUGUUUUUAGCACAUUGUGACUUUAUAUUAAUCUGUAAGCAAAGGAAUACUAAACAAUGCUAGAUGCUGUUUUAUUUUGACUAGUGUUUGAAAGCAGAGAAGUGUGUUUUAGGUCCUGAUUAUUCCAGCCAUUAUUUAUCCCUUUUCUUUAAUAGUGAUCAUAAUUGGAGCCUUUAUGUAAUGUUAAAUUUUUGUAUAAUUGACAAUCUGUUAUUUUGUACAUCUCUGCUUUUCUAAUAAAGAUGUCACCUACAA